Molecule: messenger RNA, 917 nt
Organism: Caenorhabditis auriculariae
Lineage: Eukaryota; Metazoa; Nematoda; Chromadorea; Rhabditida; Rhabditidae
Source: the annotation of a GenBank genome assembly
AUGGCCGCCACCGCCAGCCCGCAACAAACCCCCAACGUUCCCCACCACAACGCCUGGGAGUCGGCUCGCGAAUUUUUCCGCUUCUCGAUGCCCACCAAUAUCUUCCCGAAAGGUACGUUAGGGUUUAAAGUUAUCAAGAAAGUAGUUUUUAGUGAUGUAAAACUUGAAGAAAGUCAAUGAAAAUCUUGGAAAAAAAAAAUUUUUUUUUGAAUGAAAUUUAGUUCUUUUUUUUUCUCUAGUUCAUCGUACUCUACUCCAAAUUCCAAGCGAUAGAACUAAACGAGAAAAAAAAAUUUACAAGCAGAGAUAGUAGAUGCAAUGAAGAGACGCCAGAGAGUUAGGGAAAUACAUCUUUCCCUGGGAUCUCAUAACUAUCCUUACUGCCUCAUAAGUUUUCGAUUCCUUGAUUCAAAAAAGUUUUAAGAAAGUCAGAGACCAUCGGCGGCCCGAAGAGACGCCGGAUAGCUCAAUUUCCUUUUCUUCUCUGACUUCUCUUCAUUUUGCCUUUGAUCUCUGUUUUAUCAUUUUUGAACGUUGUCUCUAGCAUAUUUCUCACAAUUCAUUCGAUGCCACUCUCGCCACUAUUGUCAACUUUAGUGACCCCUAUAGGGGGAGGCAGAGUUGUCCCUAGAGUGGAACCUUUUAGGGUCUUUGAUAUUGGCUCUAGAGGGGUCCCUUUGGCGUUCCUAAGCCUAGGCGAAAAAAUUACUCUGUCGUCUCUGCAUGGCGACAUUAUUUCUCGCUGCGACCUCAAAGUUAUUUUCCAUCCAGCUUCUUAAAUUUCAUGCUCACUAACUUUAUACCGUUCAGAAUCCGAGAAAAAGCUCGCGACGCCUUCUCUUCAUCUGAAGCCGGCCGCGGCUGUCAACGCCGACUCCUUCUACAUGUACGCUUGCGGCUCCAUCAACAUGCCUUGA